AUGGGUGACAACACCGAAAAGAAGUCAACCGACACAGGCAUGCCUUCAAAGCCAAAAUGGGAAAACCCCAACCACCCACUCUACCUUCAUCAUACUUACCAACCCAGCGUAAUCCUUGUCCUGCAGCCUUUGGUAGAAGAUAACUACAUCACAUGGGUUCAGUCCAUGAGCAUAGCCUUAACGGUCAAGAACAAGAUUGACUUCGUUGAUGGGUCAAUCAAAGAACCAAGUGGGGAUAAACCUGAUGAAUUGCAGCAAUGA
Molecule: messenger RNA, 261 nt
Organism: Prunus armeniaca (apricot)
Lineage: Eukaryota; Viridiplantae; Streptophyta; Magnoliopsida; Rosales; Rosaceae
Source: the annotation of a GenBank genome assembly